GGAAAUACGGUGAAGAGCCGAUGUGGUCAAACAAGACUGCUCGUCACUCUUCCCUUCUCUAGAACGCUGCACCUUUUUGGACCAAAGAUGUUGUUGGUCACUUGACACGCGCAAAUGCAGCUCUGUCUCACACCUCUCAAGGCAACGUGCGUGCGGCGCCGUCGUGUCUGAACGCUGAUUCCCUUGUGCAAAUACUGAGGUGUAUUUCUCGUGCCUCGAUCUUCCGCGAAUUCGACACGAUGACUGCUGUACGUACGCAAGAGAAGAUGAGCGUAAAGACACUCACACCAUUCCAAUCGGUGAGGGUGGCGAGCUGCGCGCAGUUGGGCAAAAUCCAACUAGCUUCUCCAGUCAAAGCGACUGCGCGGACGAGGAAGAAGAGGGAGCUGCCGCAUACUCGCUGAGGUGGGUGAGUCGGUGGGGACUGCUGCUGGUGCUCGUAGUUGUCAAUACCUGCAGCGAUGCGCUGGCACACCGCAAGGAGAGGUUGAGAGAGGCCGAAUGAUGGAGCUGCGUUCGACGGCCAAUGCAGCAUCUUUGACAGCCUGACAGCUACCCAACUUGGACUACAGUCAAUGGCGGACUUGCUGAAGUGUGCGAGGGCAACCCCACACGCCUGGUGCUUCCCGCACAACCGUGUAUGGCAGGAAUGGCCGUCAGGGCCCACCACCCCGCGUGGGAAGGACGCGAACCGGCGGAGGUCGACGCUCCUCCGAACCGCGGCGACGCAGCGGGAAGCACUUCAUUGGGCUGCGCCUCGUGAGCGGCCUCCGAGGACUCCACGACGUACCGCAAAGCGGGAUCCCCACGCCGCGCCCGCUGCGACAGAACCUCCUUCGCCUAAACGUGGCGACUCCCAAAGUUGGUGA
This is a messenger RNA of Leptomonas pyrrhocoris, 869 nucleotides long. RefSeq lists its product as hypothetical. Bases 576 to 869 code for a protein of 97 amino acids. The transcript has a single exon. The record is from RefSeq and is a predicted model, not a curated record. Lineage: Eukaryota; Euglenozoa; Kinetoplastea; Trypanosomatida; Trypanosomatidae.